Aquila chrysaetos chrysaetos is the source of this 1738-nucleotide messenger RNA. Its product is annotated as corticosteroid 11-beta-dehydrogenase isozyme 1-like. Bases 258 to 1169 code for a protein of 303 amino acids. Lineage: Eukaryota; Metazoa; Chordata; Aves; Accipitriformes; Accipitridae. The record is from RefSeq and is a predicted model, not a curated record. Gene Ontology annotation, cellular component: intracellular membrane-bounded organelle; endoplasmic reticulum membrane. Gene Ontology annotation, molecular function: 11-beta-hydroxysteroid dehydrogenase (NADP+) activity; steroid binding. Gene Ontology annotation, biological process: steroid catabolic process. The transcript has 6 exons.
CCUGAAACUCAUGGCAGGACAAGGGUGCAAAGGGACAGCCUAAAGUCCAAAGCGACACUUUCCGUUAGGUUAAUGUUUGCUAAAUUACAGGAAGCAAGAAGAAAAGGUCCAACAGAUACCAGCAGACUUACGCAAGACAAGAAUCAGUUCAAAACUGCUAUUGCUCCCAGCCCUGUUUGCAACCUACUAGCACAUCCACCUGCCCACAGUCAGAGCCACAGGGUUGCUGUCUCUCCUGCCUGUACUUUUGCAGAAGGAUGGGUCUGCUCCUGAAGAUUUUCAUCCCCUUGCUGGGACUGGCACUGGCCUUUUAUUUUUAUUCAGCACCUGAGAAUUUCAAUGAAGAGAUGCUCCGGGGGAAGCGGGUGAUCGUGACGGGAGCCAGCAGCGGCAUCGGGGAGCAGAUGGCUUAUCACCUGGCACGCAUGGAGGCCCACCUCCUGCUCACGGCGCGGACGGAGGCCAAGCUGCAGAAAGUUGUGAAGCGGUGCCUCGAGCUGGGUGCCGCGUCUGCCCGCUACGUGAGCGGCUCCAUGGAGGACACCACGUUCCCCGAGGUGGUGGUGAAGGAGGCUGAGAACACCUGGGGAGGCCUCGAUGUGCUCAUCCUAAAUCACAUUGGUUACAGCUACUUCAACUACUUCAAUGGGGAUGUUGGGCACGUACGAAAGCUCCUCGAGGUCAACUUCCUCAGCUACGUGGCGAUGACCGUGUCUGCCCUGCCCAUGCUGAAGGAGAGCGAGGGCAGCAUCGUCGUCGUUUCAUCUGUAGCAGGGAAAACUGCCGCCCCAUUUAGUGCUCCCUAUUCAGCAACUAAGUUCGCCUUAGACGGAUUUUUCAGCUCCUUGCGACAUGAAUUCAUCAUAGAAAAGGUCAACGUCUCCAUCACACUCUGCAUCCUGGGCUACAUCGAUACAGAGGAAGCUACAGACACCCCGACUGAGCCAGCGGUGCCUGUGGCAGCCCCUCCAUCCAACACUGCUCCUUCCCUCCCUGAUCUCCCGUCCCUCCAGAGAACGCCGUGCGAGCAGUCUCACACGCCAUCCGGGACACACCAGCCCCGAAGGAGGAGUGCGCACUGGAGAUCGUCAAGAGCGGGGUGCUGCGCCGGCGGGAGCUGCACUACCCAUCCCGGGCGGUGGGCAGCCUGCUCCUCCUCCGGGACAUAGCCCCCGACUUCCUCGACUCCCUCAUCAGGAGCAGCUAUAAGGUGGAAAACAUCAGAAGAACAUAGUCCCUGGGGCGGUGAGCGCACCAGCACACUUUGGGCCAGGCACAAGGCAUUUGGGUGUUAAUCCGGCUACUCGGGUGCCCUUUUCCAUGCCACCGGGGCAGCCCCAUGCUGAUGCAUGCUGGCAACCUGAGACAGGAUGCCCCAGAAGCCUAUAACACACAGCAUGAAAAUCUCCUUUUUAGCAAUGAACUCCUGCAGCUGGCUUUUUCUGACCAAGAAGCACUUCAGAGAGGCUCCUGGCAGCAGGAUCUGCUGCCAGUCUCCAGCUCCCCAGCAGGUUUUCUGCUCAACCUCCAGAAACUGUUCCCCCACUGAAAGCCACAAAGGCAGCGGUGCUGAGCAUGGUGGGCAGCAAGCCAUGCCACGGCCCAGAAUGAGGAUUUGGGCCAAGCAGCACAAACCACCCACAGCCACAAGAGGGUCUUUGAACCAGGAAAUUUUUUUAUCAUGUAUCUCUUCCAGGCUGGUCUUUGUAAAAAAUAAAUCCUAUGCUACUUUACGGGA